GUUAGUGACAGGCAUAUUGUGAACUUCGGGAAGCCCUAUAGUUUCAGAAAAUGGAGAGAUAGGCGCUAUCAACGUUCCUGGACCGAGCAGACUUCCUACUUCGACCACCAUGUCUGUCAACACAUUCUCCAUACAUCCAGACGACAGGAGUCGACUCAUCAAGGCCACAAUUGAAGCUAAGGAGUUUGCGUAUGCGAGAUACUCCAACUUUCGCGUGGGUGCGGCCCUCCUGACAACCACUGGCGACAUCAUCAAAGGAGCAAACAUUGAGAAUGCAUCCUAUGGUGGAACUAUCUGUGCGGAAAGAACCGCGUUCGUGAAGGCGGUGAGUGAAGGCAACCGUUCGUUCACUGCCCUCGCUGUUGUCAGCGACGUUGCAUCCGCGAUCUCGCCUUGCGGCAUGUGCCGCCAAGUGAUCCGCGAAUUCUGCGCGCAAAGCAUGCCCAUCCUCCUCAUCCCGGCGGAUUAUGAUAAGCGGGUUGCGGAGGGAGACGUCACCGGUGGCGUAAAAGAAACGAGCAUUGCAGAACUGCUUCCUGACAGCUUCGGUCCUGAACAUUUGGACCUCCCACGAGGCGACUAAAGAGUUAAAUCUUGUGAGCGGGGGAUGCUACGUCUUGUGAUCGGCGUUGGUUGCCGCAAGCUGAUGAGUGAUCUGCCUCAUAGAUACAGCGAGAAGUCUGCCUUUUGUACACCAAGUUUAUACAACGUCUCGUCUGUCCCCG
This is a messenger RNA of Dichomitus squalens LYAD-421 SS1, 725 nucleotides long. RefSeq names its product cytidine deaminase. Gene Ontology annotation, molecular function: zinc ion binding; cytidine deaminase activity. The record is from RefSeq and is a predicted model, not a curated record. Lineage: Eukaryota; Fungi; Basidiomycota; Agaricomycetes; Polyporales; Polyporaceae. The transcript is spliced from 5 exons. The coding region runs from base 110 to 583 and encodes 157 amino acids. Gene Ontology annotation, cellular component: cytosol.